AUGUUUAUUCCGUCUACUACACAUGUACCCCAUAUCAUAUUUCUCUUAUUUCUUCUCUCUUCUUCACAUGUACCCUACACCUUAUUUAUCAUAUUUCUUCUUUCUUCACAUGUACCCUACACCUUAUUUAUCUUAUUUCUUCUUUCUUCACAUGUACCCUACACCUUAUUUCUCUUAUUUCAUCUCUCUUCUUCACAUGUACCCUACACCUUAUUUCUCUUAUUUCUUUCUCUCUUCCUCGCAUACAACGCACACUCUACUUCUGUGCGUAAGUACUUGAUUGUCACUGUUGAACUAAAUUUAAUAUCUAUCUAUCUAUCUAUCUAUCUAUCUAUCUAUCUAUCUAUCUAUCUAUCUAUCUAUUUAUUCCAGCCUGUUUUGUAUUCUUUAACCUUCCUCCUGCUAUCUAAACUUCUGGAGAAAACAAAGAGUUUUUAUUGUGAUGUGUACGAACUAUCUAUCUAUCUAUCUAUCUAUCUAUCUAUCUAUCUAUCUAUCUAUCUAUCUAUCUAUCUAAUUAUAAAUAUUUUAAUUUUAAACAAUAUAAUUCUAUCUAUCUAUCUAUCUAUCUAUCUAUCUAUCUGUGAAUCCCAGAGUUCAAGCAUCUAUCUAUCUAUCUAUCUAUCUAUCUGUCAUCUUUUCCAUUCUCUUUCGAUUUUCUGUCUCACCGUAUCUCUCGCUUAA
This is a messenger RNA of Acanthosepion pharaonis, 684 nucleotides long. The record is from the annotation of a GenBank genome assembly. Lineage: Eukaryota; Metazoa; Mollusca; Cephalopoda; Sepiida; Sepiidae.